AUGCGAGGCGGCCAACGGUGCUUGCCGGCGCGGUCACAGACCAGGUUGCACUUUCGCGGGUUGCGUGCGUUUAGUCAGAAAGGCGUUCGCAUGGGCGCCGAGCAGCUGAUUGAUGCGUGCCAAGCACGCCUGGCGCAUCCGGAGGCGCCGACGUACGACGUGCUGGAGCGCUACGCGUCGCAGCUCGAGCAGCAGCUCCACGAUCUUCUAGCGGCGAGAGACGCCGAGCAGGCCAUGUGUCGAGCGAGCGCCGAGUGCACGUUUGCAAAGAACACGGCCGGCCGCGUCCUCACUGCGCUCUUCGACCACGCAACGGGCGGCAAAGUCGAGGGGCUGACGACGUGGUGGGAGACGGGCAGCAUCCAGACGCGCAGCGGGCCCGCGCACUGGCGUCUCGACCCGAAGAGCCUUCGGGACAAGCGCGGGUUCACCCUUCUACACGCGACCGUCGAGCGCAGCUUGGCCAAGGAGAGCGCCAAAGCCGCGACAGUGUGCUUCCUCGUCGAUACCAUGGGCUUGGACGUGAACGCGGUGGACCUCUUUGGUCGGACGAGCCUCCACUACGCCGCCUUAGCAGGCUACGCUGACGUCGUUGAGGCGCUCUUGAGGCGACAAUGCGACCCGCGGCUCCGCGACAAGGCCGGCUUGACAGCGCUCGGCACGCUCCAGCUCACAACGCUCUCGGCCAACGCGAGCUCUGACGCCAUUGUACAAGCGCUGCUGCAGCACGCCGAGAAGCCUCACUUUGGCGACGAGCCCACGACCGACGACGCACUGGCCUCGGCACUUGUCGGCCUUCACCGCGUCUUGCCCUACGUCGCGGACCGCGCGGCGCUGGCCGAGCGCUUGGACGUGUGGCGGCAGUCACUCGACCUCUCGCUCGUAUGCUGGCACGACGUGAUUGUCUCGCUCCUAAGCUUGGACGAUGACGCGAUGUUUCUGCCGUCAGCCUACAUGGCGCCGGCCUUUCUCAUGACGUGGCGUAAUCAGGUGCAUCUGCACGGCGGCGCGUCGACGGCGUGGGCUGCCUUUUGCACAAGCAUGGUGGGCCGCUGCCAGGCUGCGACGCAGCCUGCGCCUGCGCCCGAGAGAGACACGUGGCACUACGCUGCGCUACUGAGUGCGACCGCCGAGAAGCUCGCGCCCAUUGCUGUGGAGAAAGGCUCGGUGGUCGCUGCCGUGCGCGUGCCAGGCGGACGGUACCUCGCCUACAAGCGGCUCUUGCUUGGCACGAGCGUCUAUGGUGUUGUCGACGCCAACGCGACGUCCCUGACACUCGAUCGCCCGUUUGAGGGGCCUUCGACCGAGCGCUGUCCUGUCUACGGUGCGGACGAGGACGACCUGCCGCCCUACGUCCAAGUGCUCACGCUACACGAGCGGGCGCCAGGGAACCCGUUCGAAACCGACUCCGUCGAAGAGGACUUGGUUCAGAUGCAUCAGCGCAUGGCGCCCGACUCGAGCUACGAGCUCCGCCUUCGCGUCGGGCCCACGUCGUCGCGUGCACAGGCCAAAGCACUCGUGGCCGAGUGGCGCCGCGUCGCCCGCCAGCACUUUGCGAAUCGCACGUGUGCGUCCAAAGCCAACGUCUGCGCGCUCGCCUGUCCCCAAGUGCAAGGCGAGCGCCUCUGCUUUGAGAGCCUCGCGGCCAUCGGACGCGACUUGGCCCACGCCACGUUUGGGCGUGCCACGUUCGCCAAGGCCGUGCCUGUCCGCGCGAGCCUCGCAUGA
Molecule: messenger RNA, 1728 nt
Organism: Saprolegnia diclina VS20
Lineage: Eukaryota; Oomycota; Saprolegniomycetes; Saprolegniales; Saprolegniaceae
Exons: 9
Coding region: 1-1728 (575 amino acids)
Molecular function (GO): protein binding
Source: RefSeq, a predicted model, not a curated record